AUUUAUAUCGUAUUCAAUUUUGAGGAUUUUUUAAAAUUUUUUAUUUGGUAUUAGAGCGUCACAUUGUUUUAAUUACUUAUUUUCAUAGGGACACUAAACACACACCUAUUAGAUGCGCUGCGUCUUCUCAGGUUCUCAGGAUGAAAAAAAAUAUUCUGUAACAAUGUAUUGGUGAUUAGGUCUCUUGUCGUGAGCUUUGAGGAAAUAUAUCUGCCGACCGUCGUGCUGCUUCCCGUGUAGGAACAAAUAAUAUUCAGCUGUCAUCUUGAAACGUCAAUAAAUUUACCUGUCAGAAAACUGCAUUCGAUUGUGGGGUUUUGUCAUUGUGAUGGAGUAGUUGGAGUGCCUGAGCUAUGGACUCCAACAACGAAGAAGCUCAUGUUUUGUCCGUGGUGGCGACCCUGCUGGAGGCAGCAGCCGACAGAGACGAGCUGGUGCGCGAGGCUGUCAUCACCUCUCUGCGACAGCUCGCCAAGAAGUACCCCAGCAAGGUUCUCCGAUGGGCAGUCGAGUACAGGAGCAACAACCCUAAGAUGAGCGUGUCUCACCUGGCCGCACUGCUGCGCACCAUGGAGCUGGUGUGUCAGGAGCGACUGGCAGACGUGGACGGAGACGAGGUGUUGCAGCUGAUACAGUUCAGCGUGUCGGAGAUGACACGCACCCAGGAGUACCUGCCAUCGCUGCAGAUGCCUGCAGCUGGCAUCCUCACUGCUCUCGGAAAGGCCCACUGUAACGAGGUAAUGGAGGGACUGCUGAAGCACUUCCAGCCGGGCGUGCUCCCGCACUACGCCGUACUGCACACCAUGGGCUGCCUGGCCUCGGCCAAUGUGUUUGGCAUCAUCCCCUUUGUGAAGGCCACGUUGGGCACAAUGCUCCCCAUGAUGGGCAUGCUGCGCACCGAUGCCAUGCGCCAAGUGUUUGCAUUCGCGCUGGGAAAAUUCAGCGAGGCUGUGUCUGAGUACAUGGCAAACAUAGACCAGGCACCAGACCCCACGGUCAAGCUUGAUGUGUUCUCUACAGAGCUCAGCAUCGCUUAUGAUGUGCUGGCCAGCGCGUGGAUUCACUCCAAGGAGCAGAAGGUAGUGGAGACAGUCUUGCACGCUCUGGGCCCCAUGGUGGAUGUACUGCCGCCCCAGAAGGUGGGAGAGCAAUUACCUCGCCUGAUCUCGACACUGCUGGCUCUGUAUCGUCGCAACAUGAACCCUCACCCCGUGACGCAGUGCCUGGCGGCGGUGCUUCUCGUGGCAGUCACUCACUGCAAGGCCUUGCUGGAGCCUCAGCUCGACCACUUGCUGGGCGUCAUGUUCGACCUGGUAUGCACAUCCCCGGACUACGCCCAGCCACUCACGGUCAAGAACCACUAUGAGGUGCUACGCUGCUUCGACAGGCUAGCCUGUCACUUCACAGACCGUGUGGUGGAGCUGCUCAUGCAGCAACUACGCAACAACAACGAGCGCGAGCGCAUUAAAGCCCUGUUCGUUGUCACCCACCUCGUCAACUCCUCUGAACACCUCUUGCGGGCGCGUAUCGUGGACCUGAUGAUGGGGCUGCGUGGCAUGCUGGCCGAGCACAGCAUCAAGGUGAAGAAGGUACUGCUGAAGACUAUCGUUGCAUUUGCGUACCGAGGCUACAUGGAGCCCAGUGAGGGUCGUGAGUUCGUGGAGUUCAUCGUGAAGCACAGCUGUGCAGUAGUCACUCCUGCCGGCAAGGAUGGCAGGGAUGGCAGGGACGAAGAGGCGGUCCAGGGCGAGGAGCUGCGUGUCACCUGCGGCAACACGCUGUAUCUCCUGGCCACGACCGUGCCCCAGGUGGAGGGGUUGAUGUGGCAUCUCCUGCUGAGCUUCCUGCUGGAGCCUCAGUACAUCGCUGCUAGCCCGGUGCUGGCACGUUGUCUCGCGCAUCUCGCCACCAAGCGAGACGACACGCUUCUGUGCAGCACUUCCCUUAAAGGCCCGGUGCCCUGUGCAAGUUCUGUGUUCGGGCGCUGCCUGGUGCUCCUGGGCCGUCCGCUGGAGAGUAGCCGUGCCGUGUUCGUGCUCACCUUCCUGAAGAGCUACGCCUCAAGCGCGAACCGCCACCUGCGCCCGCUGUGGGAUCAGAAGAUACCGGAGCUACUGCAGCACAUAGAGGACUACAAGGACAAGUGGCAGGAAUCGCUGUGGGAUGAUCUGGUGCUGGAAUUACUGUCCGCGACCUUGAACGAGGUUGAUGAGGAGAAGUGGACACUAGACCUGGGAAUGCAAAUGGUAGACCAGCUGAGACUGUACACGGGCCACCUGCCGGAGAAGUGCAUGCUGUACAAGUGCUUGGCUGUAGUGGCGUGCCACACAUCUGACAAGCAGUAUGUGCAGAAGACGCUUGAAGUGCUUCUCGCCGGGGCACGUCACCACUGUCCGAUCGAGGCCCGCGCUGUUGCCCGUGCUGUCGGCAUCUCGACCAGAGCUCACCUGCAGGACGUGUUAUCCCGCCUCCGCCGCCUCUCGCAGGACGAGCUGGGGCGCAAGUCCUCGCGUCUACUGCCCUUCAUCAAAGACAGGCAGCACGAGGGCGAGCUGGAGCGGGUACGACAUACGUUACUGCUGUGCUACGGCGAGGUGGCCCAAGAAGCUCCCGGAGAGGAGCUACUGCCUCAGCUGGAGCAUGGUCCUGCCCACUGGGUGCUGCAGCAGCUGUCUGUCAUCAAGGAUGCGCAGGGCACGGCGGUGGCUCUGGGUGCGCUGGGCAGCGUGGUGGAGGCCUUCCACCCCAACAGGAACAGUCUGCAGAUCGCACUGCACGGACGGGCCCAAGUGCUCCAGCUGGUACUGGAGCAGUUGGCACUGGGACCGAGCACCUACCCCAGCGCGCUGCAGGUGCUCACGGCACUCGUCAAGCUACCUCCACCCCUCAGCCCUGAAGAGCGUGUGGAGGUGCUGAAGACGUGCUUCACGCACGUGUUCCUUGGCGUGAAGACAGAUGCGAGCCCCCGGGAGGUCACCGCGGCCGGGCUGCUGUGGUCCGAGGAGGCAGCAGUCAUUCUCUACGCCCUCGGGACUCUAGUGCAGGAGCUGCUGCUGUUGUCCGUGACUCCGGCCAUCUUGGACGAGGUAUUCACGCUGCUGGAGCCGUGGCUGGCCGCCAGCGGAACACACGAGCGCGCAGCCGCCACUGCUACACUCAGCUCUGUGCUGCAGUGCUACCUCGACAACCUCAAGUUCGGCUAUGAGGCUCCCAGCAGGUUCAGCCAGACGGGCCACAUGCUUGGCUGCGUUGUGCCUCGCUGUACGGACCCCAGCCUGGCCGUACGUCAGAAGGCUGUGGACUGCGUACGGCUGGUGCUCUGCGUGGCCGCCCGCUACGAAGGCCAACAUGCGGACCAUGACAACAACCUUACCAGUGCACUGAGCAGCGUGCAGGAGCGCGUGCUGACGGACGACCCCGUCAAGCUCUACCAGGCCAUCGCGGAUCUGGCAACAGUGACGUGCAGCAAGCUGGCUCCAGGACAGCUGGUGCAUCUGGCAGACAGUCUCAUAGAGGGAGCGCUCGACCCUGCCCCGUCGAGCGCCUGUGGAGCCAGCGUCGUGCUCAACACACUGUUCCAGAGCAAGGGCGGAGAGCUGUACCACCACGUGCCGCAGUUACUGGCUAGCCUGCUGAGCAAGCUGGGCAGUGUACAGUGUGAGCAGGCACACACGGGCUGUCUGCGCGCAGUGCUCUCUCUGACUGCACACCACCCCAAGGCUGUGGUGGCAGCCCUGCUGCACCAACCAAUCCCCUACAGCGCGCCUGUGGUGGACUGCUGGAUGAUGCUGGCGCGCGACCCUGAUCUCUCAUCUGACGUAGUGGAGCAGUUGGUACGCCUGGUGUCAACUACACCCCUCUGCGAGCAGCUGCCAGAUAAAGAGCGCUUCAAGAUGGCCGAGCUUCAGCCCCUCGCGGCCAUCAGCGCGCUGAGAGAGAUGUUCCGUGUGGCCAGCAUGCACGCGCUGGUCACGGCACGGCUGCCUGAGCUCUUCACGCUGCUGUACCUGGCCGUGGCUAGCUACGUGGGCGCCUCUCCGCCCGUGCACACUCCGCACAGCGGCAAGGAUCGCCUCUCCUUCGUGCCAAACCGCAAUGCCUACAAGCUGAGCCCUGCCAGGGUGGCCCACGAUGCACUGCAGGGGUUCCUUCUGUGUGCGCGCUGUGAUUCUGUGGCCGAGGCUCUGCUCCACUGCGCAGGCAUCGACUCCCAGGAGAGCCUCACCGGCUUCGUGUCUGCAGUGCCUCACCUCGUGAGGGCGCUGUGUGCAUGUGUGCCUCACUUGCUGCCUAAGCUCAUCACUCACUUGAACCAGUACAGCACCAGCAGCUACGAUCCCCAGAGAGUGGCGGUCGCAGCGUUCUACUCCGAGCUGACGAAGCUGCAGGUGAAUGGCCAGAUGCUGCUGCUAGAGAGCGUGGUGAGCAGCCAGCUGAACUGCCUCGGCGACCCGUCACCGCUCGUGAGGCAGCUGUGCCUCGCAGGCCUCGCCUCUGUCGCUCGCCUCGAGCCCGACCAGCGUGGGCGAUACGCAGAGAGUGUGCUGGCAGCCCUGACGCAGGGCCUGGACGACCACGACGCCAGCGGAAGCAUCGCACUGGCCGCGGUCAGAGGCUUCUUGGAAAUGCUGCCGGUGAUGGAGGAGCAUCACGUGCUGGCUGUCCAGGGCACCGUGGCCAUACGGAUCAAGCACUUGUUUGAGCGAGAGGAUGGGAACAUGCGCGCGGCUGCUAUAAGGAUGUUCGGGGAGCUAGCGCGCUGUAGUGUGGCCAGGCCUGAAACAGCGUUCCGUGAGCAGGUGACGGGCAACCUGGUGUGCUUUCUGCUGCACCUCAGUGACGGAGACGACGAGGUGGUGAAGGCCUGCAAGUUCACGUUGCGUCAGGUGGGGCCUCUGCUGGGAGCCAGACGCACCAGCGCCAUGCUGCAGGACCACCUGCUGGACGCUGCGACGCUGCACUUCUCCGACUUCAUGGCCGACCUGGUCAAGCUGCUGGGGGAGGAGCGGCCGGAUCUGGUGCCUCACAUGACCUUGAACGCCCUUGCUUACACCAAGAGUUCUUGGCCAGCACUCCGCGGAAAUGCAGCUAUCCUUAUAGGUACGUUGCACGGUGCGCUGCCUGUCGAGCAGUCCGGCACGGUGCGACUGGACUCGGUGUGUGCGCGCCUGGCACAGCUGUUGAGCGACGAGGAUGCGAGCGUGCGCGUCAAGGCUGCCAAGGCUGCGGGCUGUCUCUUCCCGGGCUAGAGUCUCACUGAAGUGUGGCUGCUGCACUCCUUACACCCUAGCUGCGUGAAGGUCGCUGGAGCACCUUAUUAUAACAAUGUACAUAGAUGUGUGACCAGCUGUACAGUUAAGUAUUCUGUUGUGAGUGCCUGUACAUUUGUGAAGUAUUGUCAGUUGGCCUGUUGUGGAGAUGAAGACAGGUGUGAAGGUGGUUGGUGCCACAGUCUCUGCAGUCGUGCUGUCUGAGAUCACGCCGUGAUCGCAGCUUCUAGUGGGGCAGCUAGCCAGCCAAUAUAAAAAUGGAAUAUGAUGGUAAAUAGUAAAUUUAUUGUUACUGUUACUGCAAAUUUAACAUUUUAAGGGUUGUUUAGCUUCAGUUUUCUCUGGUUGCAAAUUAAAACUGCAUUAGGUACUUUUGUGUCACUCUAUUCUUUUGGUUAGUAAAUAUAGUUAUGUGUAGUAUUACUUAGGCAACAGAUUAAAAUUAGUUGACCUGUCAACUAAGUUAUUGGCAAGUCAAUGAAUACUUAUUGUAAAUGUUACUGUAACACAGUUAUUGGCUCUUAACAGAAUGCUUUAUUUUUUACAUUAUGAGUAAUUCUUGUGAUCUUAUUAUACUUUUUGAUGCAUAUUCAGUUGUUUCUAACAUUGAGGGCUAGUGAAAAACCAAAAUAAUUAUUAUUUUCUUCUGCAGGUAACUUCACCUGCAACAGAUAACUUUUAAGUAGGACCAGCUUGAAAACAUUCAGCAUCUAUAACUGACAAGUUUGGCUAUCUCAUACUUUCUGAUUGUUCCACCAGUGCAGUGGAUCAUCACUUGUUCUAAGAUGAGGUUCACUGAGAUAUCAUCUUUCAUUUAUUUAUUUUUUGUUUGUAGCUAGUGGUUGAGCAUAUGUAUAUUUUACCAAUAUCAAUGCUCUCUUUAAUCUAGGAUCAUCAAGCAUUGCAAUGCCUUUGACUGGUUCCUUCUGGUCAUUUGGAAAUAUUUACUUGGAGAUGCUUUAGCUAGUGUCAUCUUUCUGCUAUUGUUCCUGACUUUCUAGUUCAAAUAUCAAACUGUGGAAAGUUAUUAUUUAUGAUUAUUUAUGUGGUUGGAUAAUUUCUUAACUCAUUUCUUCUGUUGUUUCAGCCCAUGGUAGCACCUCAGCAAUACUUGAAGCUUACUGCUAUUCUGAUGAUAACAUUUCUAUACUUCCGCUGUUAGCAUCUUUUGUGACCAGGACAGCUUUUAUUUGUAUUAGCAGAUGUAAAGGGUGCAUGAUAACAGCAGUACCAAGUGGUCCAAAAUAUAAAUUCUCUUUCUGACACUUUAUUUUAUAGUACUCACGAUUGCAUGGUUAGUGUGAGUUAUUGAGUAAAGUUAUUGAAAAUAAAAAGCUAUGUUAGUUGCACUUCACAUUCGGAUCACAGUUUUAAUACAUUUUUAUUUUUUAUUUUUGGUAAUUUACGUAGUUGCCAAUAACUGUGGAACAUGUUUACAUUUACACAGAAGUUAGCUUGAAUACUAACUUCACUUCAAACAGUGUGACAUCAAAGUAACAUUUAAAUUUAAAUUUAAACUUUUGUGCCACAAUAAAAUUGCUAGAAUACAACCAUUUUUAUACAUUUAAUACAAGGUAAUAUUUAUUAAAUGGUUUAACGCUGUCCACAAUGCAUUAGUACUUACUCUUAUUUUAUAAUAAUUAUUAUUAUUUUUAAAAGUGUGCGUAACUGUGAAUGCUAAUAACUCUGUUUACUUUAUAUUACAUAUCUAUUUAUAUGUUGUUUGCUUUGAUCUGGCAACACGUAGAUUGUUUUGUUUCCAAAUGCUUGCGUGUACCGGGACAUUUCCUCACUGCCUGGCACACGGCGAGUCACAUGAAGCACGUGUCUCCUGCUAGUUGCCCGGCCGUGCUUGUGGAGGUCUGAGAACAGCCUGUAAGUGGACCUGGUGUGGUUCUCUCAAUGAAACUAGAGGACUGCAGCAUGAGACAUCAUGUGUCGGUAGUGCUCACUUCAACACAGCGACACAACUGGCCAACGCUCGCACUGGCGGCUCUCGCUACUGUCGCCGCACUCAGCUUGCUGGCUCUGCUGUCGCUACUCUAGCCUAUGUACACCAGAGUAUAGAUGUCUAUGCUUGUAGCUAGAAGCAGUACCUCUAGUGAGCAAGUAUUUAAACUAGUUGUGGUUCAGCGAUAUCUUCGAGAACUCAGGCAACCUUUGUCAUGGCUUUGGUGAGCCCUCGCAGCUGAACACAUCUUACAUCUGUGAGAAGUGCAGAUGGCUGAGUCAGUAUUUGAGACCACCUAUCAUCCACUGAUCGUUUCCUGCAAAGGAACAGAUACCGUAUUUACUCGUGUAUAGCGCGCCCUCGUGUAUAGCGCGCACCACGAUUUUUGCAACUAAUUCCAAAGAAAAAAAAAAUUGAAAUUUUUUUUUCCCCCAUAAAUAAAUUUUACUAACAUUUUGUGGUACCUGAUUAUUUAAAUUGAUGUGUGGUGAUGCGUCAGGAAAAUACAUAAACUCUGCUGUCUAAACGGAAGAUAAUGAAGCGCUAUAUCGUCACAACUGGUACGUGGAAGGAAGGAAGGAAGGGAGGGAGGCGUGCCGCGCUACGUUGCUAAGCUGGCGCGGAGAACUUGAUGACUCACCGGUGAGGAAUGGAGGAAGCGAAGAAGUUGCCGAGGGGGGGGGGGGGAACUGGUGACAACAUUCUCUCUUUCUCUCUCUCUCUUUUUACUAGCUUCUGAGCUGGCUUUCUGUAAAGGGGGGAGGUCUAAAAAUAAACAAGAGACCAUGAUGUGCGAGCUUGCGCGCGCGCGCGUGUGCGUGUGUGUGUGUGUGUGUGAAAGAGAGGCCUUGUUGCUUGUGCGUAUGUGUGGGGGCUGGCCAGAAACGUCACCCGUCACCCGGCAGUUAACGACUUCCACUCCUCCCCGCCUCCCCCCCCCCCCCCCAAAAAUUUUUUUUCCCGUGUAUAGCGCGCAUCCUUAUUUUUUUCCUUUACUUGAGGGGAAAAAAGGGCGCGCUAUACACGAGUAUAUACGGUAUUUAACUUCAUAUUUUAGUUCAUAUUUUCUUAUGAUGUUUUACAUUGCUAAUAAGUGACCAGCAUCUUCUGCUUGUUUCUGUAUUCCAUUGCCUGUCUUCUGUUCUCAAUGACUGGACAGCUGGGAACGUAUACAUUCCUGUGACUAGUCAGUCGCACCAACGCGUUGUCUUGUGUAACCACUGCUUGUGAGGCCUUGUUGGACUUCAAUCAUACACUAACUGAAAACUUAGUUUUAAUAUUCACUGUUGUGUUCAUAAAUGGCAGACUGUGUAUUUGUUUUGUUUUUUGUGUUCUGUUGUUAUUAAUAUUUAUAUAUUGUUAUAUAAGUUUUCAUAGCUAUAAAGUAGUUUGAUUUUUCCUGCCAUGCAGAUUGUAUUCCUGAAUAUUGUGAUGUGAAUAAACCAAUUUUUCAUCUACAAGACAAACUGAGUAUUGUAUGAAUUGUUGUAAUUUUGUACAAUUACAAGUAAUUGUAAUA
Bacillus rossius redtenbacheri is the source of this 8740-nucleotide messenger RNA. RefSeq names its product maestro heat-like repeat-containing protein family member 1 (gene c11.1). NCBI's taxonomy places the organism in Eukaryota, Metazoa, Arthropoda, Insecta, Phasmatodea, Bacillidae. The record is from RefSeq and is a predicted model, not a curated record. Gene Ontology annotation, cellular component: cytoplasm. The transcript has 27 exons. The coding region runs from base 354 to 5249 and encodes 1631 amino acids.